Molecule: messenger RNA, 333 nt
Organism: Parnassius mnemosyne (clouded apollo)
Lineage: Eukaryota; Metazoa; Arthropoda; Insecta; Lepidoptera; Papilionidae
Source: the annotation of a GenBank genome assembly
UUGUUAAAAAGUAACCGCCAAAUUAAGCUAAAUGAAGAAGAUACCGAUUUCCAAAGGCUAUUGUGGAUGGACUUCGAGAGUAAAGAAGUCAGAGAUUUUAAACUUCUUCGAAUCACCUUUGGUACGGCGUCUGCUCCGUUUUUGGCAGUACGAACACUUCAACAAGUCGCAACUGAUGAAGGUCAGAAGUAUCCUUUAGCUGCUGAUAAGGUUUCUACAAGCUUUUCUAUGGAUGAUUUGAUGUGUGGAUGCGAAACAAUAAAGGAAGGAAUAGAGAUUUAUAAACAGAUGAAAGGAUUGUUGCAAGAAGGAUGGUUUGAAUUACAGAAAUAG